UCCGGCCGGCCUCAGUCGCCCGCGACAUUCUGUCCGCGAUACGAUUCCACGUGUACGUGUCGUCGUGCCCUCCGUCGUCAGUGGACGCGCGCGUAUCGAUCUUCGUGGAUCGUGGCAGCACCCCCUCGAGAGAGAAAGAGAGAGAGAGAGGUGAACGGAAGAAACUCGUUGUGCGACCGGACAAUCGGAAAAUCGGAUAUCCGCCUGAGACCCCGCGACGGGGAGCGAACGUACGGAAGACGAUCUCGCGACCGGUCGUCACCGGGGACCGUCGUGGAGGACGGAAUUGACUCGUAACCCCGGGGACUGCCGGAGGGUGGAGGACCUCGGCGGUUUUCGGAGUGCGGAUCGAUAACUCGCGAGACGAUAACGCCCCGGCGAGUAGCCUUCGCUGUAGCCGAGCCUCCGGUGACGUUCACGUGACGUUCGGGGCGAGAUCAGAAGAGAGGCUCCCACUGGAGCCGCGCCAAAAAGAGUCGCUCGCGCGCGACUACCGUUGCUGCGGGUUCACCACGUGGUCGGCCGACCGCGCGAGUUCAGAGGGACGAGCCAUCGGCGAAGGAGCGAGGAGGGAUCGUCGCGCGAUGGAAUGAUCGGGGAGCGUCGCGAGUCGACACGAUGCGCCGCUGAAGGAGCCGUCAUCCGCGAGGAGGCAUCGAGAGGCAUCGUCGGGGAGGAACAGGUGCGCGCGAAAGCCGCCGCGGUCACGUGGCCCCCCGUGAUGAUGUAAGGCUGCCUGAGAAACCGGCGUUUGCGGUGACGAGAUGACGCGCGACAGGAGGCUGCUGCUGCUGCUGGGCCUGUUUAUGGCAUACGGCCUCUUCGUGGCCGAGUGCAAGUACCAUCAGGACGCGACGGAGGCGAGACAUCGGCACAGGCACAGGCAUGAGUCCUCGAAUCGGAGGAGUCAUCACGAGGCCGACCGGCGAGCCUGGCAGGAGGUCGAUUACGAGUACGACGGAGACGGCGAGGAGGACUCGGCCGCCGAGGAAGAGGAUUACCAGAUGCGAUCGUACUACGAUCAUCACCUCAGGUCGCGUCAGCAACCGAGGAAUUAUCACGGCCGGAUGUUCGAGCCGCGUUACCCGGCCAGGUAUUAUCACGGCGGGGCUUAUCGCGGAAGCGGCUGGUACGACGACACGGAGGACGAGAGGCGCGAGAUUUCGCCGCGAUACAACGCCAAGUAUCGCCGAUACGGCAGGACCUACCACGGGCGUCGCGCUCAUUCGCGCGAUCACGACGUUGGGUCGGGCUACGACGACUCGAAGGAGGCCUACCUCGAUCACGAGAGGUCGCACAGGUACGAGGACGGAGGGAGCGGUGACAGGCGUCCCGAGCGGUGGCGGAACUCCCGACGGCACGCGUCCCCGAGGAGGGACUGGAGGAGCCGGGCGACGCGUCUCGACGCCUCGAGGCAUCGCCUGAAGGAUCGCGACCGAGAGUCGAGAUGGACGGAGAACUGGAGGAGAAGAUCGAACUCGUCUUCGGACUACAAGUACGACUCGUUGAUCAAAGGAGAGAGCGAGUCGGAGGAGGAGGAGGACGAGGAUUACAAGGACCACGGCGGGCUCGAGGAGAGUGACAAGGACGAGGAGGAGGAGGAAGAUUACAUCUCGAGGAUCUUCGACGACAAGGACGAGGAAGAGGACGAGGGUGACGAGACGGAGGAGCUGGACAACGACUUCUACAAGAGCAGCAGGUCGAAGACGGCCUUAACCUACGACGACAUCAUCAAGAGACUCACGUCGGACGACCCGACCACCACGAGGACCACCGUCAAGAGGGAUUACCGGAACAUCGAGGACAGGAACCUCAAGCACCAGCCGAAGAACGGCUCCAGGCUGCUGGGUCCCUUCACGCUCGCCGCCAACAGAUCGCACGCGGUGAGCUCGAGCGUCAAAUCCGCCGUCCCGGACGAGUCUCAUAAGUCUCCGAAGAACGCGUACGAAGACGCGACGGUCCGGCGCGACUGGCGGGGGAGAAGCGGCACCGCGGUCAAGAGCGACCGCACGCACAAGAACAAGAGGGCCGAUCUGGAUUUCGACGGGUACAUGUAUCCCGCGGAUAACGUGAAGGAGGACGAUCUCGAUACAGCCGAGGAGGACUCGGACAUGCAGGCGGACGUCACCGAUACCGGUGACGACGACAACAACGGCGACGAGGACGAGGCUUCGGUCGAUACAACGUCAGCGUUCACCACGAGGAUGGCAGCGACGACGCCGAAGUGGUCGGCCAACCAGCACGGUAAGAACACGAGGCCCUAUGAAAGAGGCGCCGCCGCACCGUAUAAUGGGUACCAACAGCCGAAAAACGACUAUCCGCCGAUGUCUGCUCACAGCGUUUACAAGUGGCAGACGCUCGGCAGUCGCGAGAGCGUCAAACAGACCAGGAACAACAUGCAGCAGUACAAUAAAAACGAUGCUGCAUUGGUAGAAGCUGCAGAAUAUUGGAAGAAGGUAAACACAGAGGGCACCUGUAAGUGGCCGCGCGCCAAAGUCAUUCGAGUCAGUGACUCUUACCCGGAUUCGUCCGUCAUCUACCAUCCGCACUGCGCCAUAUUGCACGAGUGCUCGGACAACACCGGAUGUUGCAAGUCGGAAGCGCUCACCUGUGUGGCGAAGAAGUCCCAUCCCAUAAUGCUUACAUUCUACAUCUGGCGACUAUAUGGCGAAAGCAGCGAUCCCGACGGACGUGCGCGUACGCCGUACCGGAGGAUCUGGUUCGGGCAGAGCAGGCUUGACUCGAAGACCACGAGCGUGAGUCAGAAUGCCAGCAUAGUGAAGUUAAAGUUCUACAAUCACACGGAAUGCGAGUGCCAGGACAGGGACGACUUCGGCAAGAUCCCGCAAGGGCCGCACAGAACAAACCAACGCGAUCAGCCCAUCUCGCCUCCGCAGAACAUGAAGAGAACGUCAUCGAUAAAACCGUGCAAGUGCACGAAGCAUUUCACGCCGAGGAGGCGAUUCCCGCAAGACGCCUGUCAGUGUAGUUGUCAAGAAAAUAAUAUGAACUGUAUGCCGCUCAGCAGAGGAAAGAGACUUCUCGAACCCGCUGACAGAUUAUGCAUUCAAAAUAACGAGUGCACGAUACCCAAUUGCGAAUUUGGCAUGUACCUACCGUGGGAAGGCAAGUGUCCGGCGAGGAAGGACAUGCUCAGUGCGGCCACGAGCCACGCUAUGAACCGCCAAUUCAGAUAUCAGAGGAGGAACGAGCGAAGGAUUCGCGAAGGAUAAGCGCUCCCGUCGUGCCAAUGUCGACGGGAAUGCAACGCGUCAGAGUGCGCGGGGAAACCGAUGGUGCCAUUUACUUUUCUUUUCUCUAUCAAGUGCCUUCGUCAGAGACACUCGUUUAUAUGUGUAUGNCCCCCCCCCCCCCCGCGUCAUUAUGUAUAAAUGUACAUCGCUAUCCAGCGAGCGCUUGCGAAUAUCAUCGCUUAUUUUUCCUUUCAAUCGCGAUCGAACGAGGAUACGAAAUGAUAAUGACAACGAUCGUCGACUUCCGAUAGCAGUGAUCGGCGCGGGGAUACAGUAAAAAUAGUAUUUCGUUGUUUAAGCGAUAAGGAGACCCUUACGGCGUCGACUCGUAACGGCGAUUCGCCGAUGGAAGAGUGAGAGAGAAAGAGGGAGAGAAAGGGAGUGAAUGAACCCUUUCGCGUUGGCGUUUAUUCUAAUCGAAAUCUAAGGACGCGUGCUGAUCUAUUUAGAGCAUUCGGGAAAUAACGGAAGAUACAUUGCAACUGGAUUUAAAUCUACUCUGCACAGAAUUUCGCAGAAUUUUUCCAAGGGUUUCGUUAUCAUCGAUAUGAUAAACACUUAAGUUUUGAUCUUACAAAUUUUGCGAUUUUCUUAUUUCUGUAACUAACAACGCGCACAUUCGGCUCGCGGAGCUGUCUGAAUAACGUCGUUUCAACGCGCUAGGGGUUAAGAAAUAAAAUAAUUAAGCCUGCUUGGAGAAUUUUGAGCCGUUGAGGCCGAGAAAUAACGGAUCCCAUAGAGUUCUCUAUUUGGGAUAAAACGACGUGUGUAAAUGAAUAGCCGCUGGCAGAAAUCCAUAGACGCCGAUGGAAUAUUGUGAGCAAUAAUUUCCGGAGAGGCGUGAUUGCGCGGUAAAUGCGUGCCUUCCAAGGACGGUGCUCGUUAACCAACGUACGUCAACUGAAAUCCCACGGCGAGCCGCCGAAAUUACAUAGAUCUGAGAGGACGCGGCCAUGUCUCUCGAGUUAAUGGUAAUUUUAUGCGAUAAAGCGAUGUCUCGAUUAUCAUAGUUUACGCUGGGAAGACUUCGGACGCGAGCCUAGUCUGAGAUCCUGUCUCCGUUCUGCACGAAGAGGUCUGCGCUCGCUCGUUUAAUUUCGGGACUACAGAUUUGGCGAACUCAUUAAGAUCCCUCCGAUAUUGCCGGGCUUUCGACUGAACGAAGAGACGACUAACGUGCUACACUUGGCUAGACUUAGGCCACCGGAAACGUAUUUACGGAACCGGCGUGCGACGAGAUGAGAUACCAAAGUCCGAAUAGAAGCCGCGGGCAGCCGAUCGCGCAGAAUCGGGACAGAUCAUCAAUGUAUCCACAUUUUGUAUGUUACACGAUAGAGUAUCUUUAUUGUGUUUAAUCGAGCAUUAUAAUAUACGCCACGUUCGUUAAUUUAAUAUUUAAUCGGUAGGCGUGUAAAACCGGCCGUGAGGCGCUAUUCUCGCGCCUCCUUGCGCGGAUGAUGCAACACAAGGAGGGCUCUGAAACGUUGCAGCCACGUGUUUGUAACUUUGUAUUUUCUAUGUUAUUAGUGAACACACACACACACACACACACACACACACACACACACACACGCGCGCGCACAUAGACACACAGACACAGCAAAGUAGAUACCGCGAGGUAGGUCAAUUGUGUGCGCCGAGUCGUACCGCGUGCUUGGACUAUACGACUGUCGUGAGAGACAGCCGUUAUAUUGUUAAUACCGCCGCUUCUUUAUUACGAAGAAAACUAUAAUAUUAUCUGAGAAUAUGAAAUAUAUUAAUUACACAACC
This is a messenger RNA of Dinoponera quadriceps, 5024 nucleotides long. RefSeq lists its product as uncharacterized. The coding region runs from base 765 to 3233 and encodes 822 amino acids. NCBI's taxonomy places the organism in Eukaryota, Metazoa, Arthropoda, Insecta, Hymenoptera, Formicidae. The transcript has 7 exons. Gene Ontology annotation, molecular function: growth factor activity. The record is from RefSeq and is a predicted model, not a curated record. Gene Ontology annotation, cellular component: membrane. Gene Ontology annotation, biological process: hemocyte migration.